AUGGGUAGAUUAGCGGACUUAUCUUCGUCGUUGGUAGCAGCUACCAAAGCAAAGACGGAAAGGGAGGAAGAUCUGGUAGUUGUCAUGAAGGAGGAAACUAGUCAAGGUACCGUGAGAGGCAAGAACAUGUUUAGCCGUGUGUACUCCCGGAAAGCACGCCAGAAGAUAGUGGUGCCAGUUGUUCAGGAGAUGGUGGAGCCAGCCAUUGCGUCGACUUUUGAUGACGUGGUAGAGUUAGUCGUUAAGUUGAAUGUUGAAGAUCUGGAGUCAGAGUCCAUUUUUGUGCCCGAGGUGAUGGCACUGUUGUUGAUCCAGUUGUUCAAGAGAUGGAGGAGCCAGUCGUUGCGUCGACUGUUUAUGACGUGGUGGAGUUAG
Molecule: messenger RNA, 375 nt
Organism: Linum trigynum
Lineage: Eukaryota; Viridiplantae; Streptophyta; Magnoliopsida; Malpighiales; Linaceae
Source: the annotation of a GenBank genome assembly